This is a messenger RNA of Postia placenta MAD-698-R-SB12, 1113 nucleotides long. RefSeq lists its product as hypothetical. Gene Ontology annotation, cellular component: membrane. Lineage: Eukaryota; Fungi; Basidiomycota; Agaricomycetes; Polyporales; Adustoporiaceae. Gene Ontology annotation, molecular function: lipase activity. The coding region runs from base 73 to 1020 and encodes 315 amino acids. The transcript is spliced from 8 exons. The record is from RefSeq and is a predicted model, not a curated record.
GUUUCUCCCGCGUCGCUCGUGCAUCUUGCCGUGCAGCCACACGCCGCAUUCUAUCGAUCCCCAGCACGAGCCAUGUCCUCAAACCCCACAGCCUACGCCGAAGCCUGGCUGCGAGGACCCGCAGACCACCCCUUCUACACGCGCACCUACCUCCCGCCAGACUCCUCCGCACCCCGCGCAGCUGUCCUCUUCAUACACGGUUUCGCAGAGCACAUCGGCCGCCACGAACACGCGCAUCGCAUCUGGGCCCAACGCGGGCUCGCCGUCGUCGCCUUCGACCAGCGCGGCUUCGGCCGCACCGCGCUCAGCAAGCACGAGGGCUGGCGUGGCGAGACGUACGGCAAGACGUCGCACCGCGAGCAGAUAGAGGACAUUGAGUGGUUCGUCAGGUAUGUCGGCAAGCGGUGGGAGGGCUCGCCGGUCUUCCUCGCCGGGCACAGCAUGGGAGGCGCACUCGCACUUGCCUUCCCCACGCAGGCUCGCGCUCCCCCUGAUCCAUCAACGACGGCCCGCCUCGCCGGCGUGCUUGCAUGCAGUCCGCUUCUCCGACAGACCACGCCUGUCCCUCGCCUGAUGCGCCGCGUGGGCGGGGCUGCCGCAAAUGUCCUUCCCUGGAUGGCCUUUCCCGCCGUAGUCCCCGUCGAGGACCUCUCGCAUGACCCUGCGAUGAACGAGGCGACGGACCGCGACCCGCUCAUCCGCAAGCAGGGCACGCUGCGCGGGCUCGCGGACAUGUUCAACAGGGGCGAGGAUGUAGUCGAGCGCGGGUACCGGCGCUGGCCGCGCGAGCUUCCGGUGCUCGUCAUACACGGCACCGCGGACAAGGUCACCUCACCGCAGGCGUCGCAAGAGUUUGUCGAGAAGCUCGACGCGUCAGACAAAAAGCUCUCGUUGAUUGAGGGCGGCUUCCACGAGCUCACGCACGAGCCAGACGGGGUGAAGGAGCGGUUCUGGGACGAGUGCGUGGAGUGGAUCCUGGCGCACGCGAAUGCCGGCGCUGCGCCCGUCUCGAGGCUAUGAUCGCCACGAGCUAUUGCGCGACUGUCUUAGACGCGCUUUUUGUAUGUAUGUCAAGAGAAUCUCCAGACAAGUGAUGCUGUUCUUUGGGCAAAG